AUGGCGCCCUCCAAUCCCGAAGCCACCCUUGACCGAAUGCCUGUGGAGCUCCUCCUCAUCACAUGCGAGGAUCUGGACCAGCCGUCCAUGAAGGCUUUGACUUUGGUCAACAAGAGACUUCGACUCAAGACCCUUCCAUAUUACCCGGUGAAAGUCAGUCUUGCUGGCGAUACUUCUCAGAUUGUCGCACGCCUGGCGCUACUUAUGGAGGACCAUCCGGAUUCUCCAUCCGGGCCUAUGGCCCAAUACGUCAAACACGCUUGCUUCCAUUUGGAUCCACCCAGGUUGAUUCUCGAGCCACAUCCAAUCAAUGGACUUGUCAGGGACUUCUGUCGCGAGCCCACGAGACUCAAGAAGGUCACGGUAUCUUGCUACGAAAUGUACGAGGUACUGAGAACUCAAGCUCCUCACCUGAAGCGGCUUGCAGUCAUGGGUCUUGAGGGGAUGCCAAGAAGCGAUUCAAACCCACGAUUAACCACAAGGAUUCUAGGUGAUAUCAACCACAACUUCCAGCAGCUGGAGACCUUGAUUCUUGGCGAGUUUCUCAACCCUAGAUUCCCUUGGGGCCAGCAGCAAUUCCGAAUCAAAAAAGAUCGGGAUACGAUGAAUGCCAUGAUCCCGAAGGUCAUGAUGGCUCUGGGAGCCAUGCCACAGUUGACCCGUUUUGCUUUCGUGCUCAUGGACGAGACGGUCGGGGAACGCGUCGGCACAUCUGAGGAGUGGUUUUCCCCAUGGCAUGAGGGUCAAUUCGACACCAAGAAAGAUUGGUAUUCCCAUCUCGUACGCGCCAUUCUCCGCUUUGUUCCCCAGCUUCAGCAACUUUGCGUUCGAGCUCGGCCAUCAGUCUAUUGUCGGGGCACCAGAAUCCCAGGGGAUUCUAACCCGACUAUCACGUGGACGACCGACCAGGAAGAAACCACUGAUGAAUUCAACAACUUCUUCAUUUAG
Molecule: messenger RNA, 948 nt
Organism: Fusarium subglutinans
Lineage: Eukaryota; Fungi; Ascomycota; Sordariomycetes; Hypocreales; Nectriaceae
Exons: 3
Coding region: 1-948 (315 amino acids)
Source: RefSeq, a predicted model, not a curated record